Messenger RNA from Nerophis ophidion (straightnose pipefish), 3922 nucleotides. It is a transcript of the gene mmp11a, whose product is annotated as matrix metallopeptidase 11a. Lineage: Eukaryota; Metazoa; Chordata; Actinopteri; Syngnathiformes; Syngnathidae. Gene Ontology annotation, biological process: proteolysis; extracellular matrix organization; collagen catabolic process. Gene Ontology annotation, molecular function: zinc ion binding; metalloendopeptidase activity. The transcript is spliced from 8 exons. The record is from RefSeq and is a predicted model, not a curated record. Gene Ontology annotation, cellular component: extracellular matrix. The coding region runs from base 221 to 1546 and encodes 441 amino acids.
CACCGGCCCGAAGAUGGGAAAGUGUGUGCCGCCAGACCCCCAUUGAAUGUGCCGGAGUGUCUCCACAUUUUACCGGCGAUGACAGACAUGGCACAGAGAUGUAUGGAUAACCUGCAGAUGCAUUUGCAACGAUAAAGUCAACGAAAUCACAAAGCAGGUCCAUGCAGACAAGUUUCCUGACCCUAAAAAGAGAUCCAAACUUCCCCACCUUCGUGACAAGAUGGUGAAGGACGCGUCCUACAACACGUCCAACUUGUGGAGGCGACCUCGCUGCGGCGUUCCAGACUAUCCAAACCACAGGGAGAUCCUUUACCGGGGUCAACACCGCCAGAGGCGCUUUGUCCUCUACGGAGGACGGCUGGACAAGACGGACCUCACCUACAGGAUUGUGCGUUUCCCAUGGCAAAUGGGCGAGGAGAAGGUCCGUCGAGUGUUCCGGGAAGCUCUGAAGAUCUGGAGCGACGUGACGCCACUCACCUUCACCGAGAUCCGCAGCGGGAAGGCAGACAUCCGUAUCGACUUCACCAGGUACUGGCACGGAGACACCCUCCCCUUUGACGGCCCGGGUGGAAUCCUGGCUCACGCCUUCUUCCCCAAAACGCACCGCGAAGGCGACAUGCAUUUCGACUACGACGAGUCGUGGACGCUCGGCAACCACAUGGGCACCGAUCUCCUCCAGGUGGCGGCUCACGAGUUUGGACACGUGUUGGGUUUGCUGCACUCCGAGGAGCCGGGCGCCAUCAUGUCCGCCUACUACUCCUUCUCCUACCCGCUCAUGCUGAGUGACGACGACAAGCGAGGCAUUCAGUACCUCUAUGGCACUCUUCCUAUAGUUCUUCCGCCACCGCCUCCACCUCCGUCGCGGCCGCCUCCACCACCGCCUCCACCUCCGCCUCCACCUCCGUCUCGGCCGCCUCAGCCGCCACCGUCUGACCACGAGACCAACGAGAUCGUCUCUCAUCCCGAUGUUUGCCAGACGGACUUUGACGCCGCCUCCAUGAUUCGGGGCGAGCUCUUCUUCUUCAAGUCGGGGUACGUGUGGCGAAUCAGGGACGGACGUCUGGAAAACGGUUAUCCCGCGUUGGCAUCUCGCCACUGGAGGGGAAUUCCGGAUAAUAUCGACGCCGCUUUUGAAGACAAGGCGGGAAAUAUUUGGUUCUUUCAAGGUGAGAGCUACUGGGUGUUCGAUGCGGAGAUGCAGGUUCGUGGGCCCGAGUCCAUCAGAAGGCUGGGUCUGCCAGUGCCAGGCAUCCAGGCGGCGCUUCGCUGGGGUCACGACUCCAACUACAACACCUACCUGUUCCGCUCGGGAAGCUACUGGCGCUUCAGUCCUCGCCAGAACCGUUUGGACCCGACGUACCCCCGCAGCAUGCGCGACUGGAGCGGCAUACCCGCUGACGUGGACGCCACCUUCAGGGAUGCUUAUGGCUACGCCCACUUCAUCCGAGGACGCCAAUACUGGAAGUUCGACCCGGUGGCCAUGAACUCCCUGGAAGGCUACCCUCGCUACGUGGGCGUGGACUUUUUCGGAUGUCGAAACAUGUGACGGUGCAGAACGGAAGCGGACCAGGACGCGUGAACUUGACCUCCUCCGUGUGUUGGAAAACCUUGGUACUCAAAUUUUGUUGUUUGUCGGGAAAACCGGCACGGAUUUAGUCCAGGACUGGCAGGACAAGCCCGUCCAUCCUCAGGUGCUUCAUGAGUUUAAUUCUGUCCAGUCGGUCGACGUCACUCGGCGCGUCAAUGCUGUGAAGACGCUUCCUGGCGCCACCUACAGGUCAAGGUGGAUCAGCGUGAUGCCUUCAGGGAUUUCCUUCAUCAAGACCAGGUGCUGCCACUCCGACUCGUUAGUGCGGGUCACUGACGACUCUCCUUUUGCCAUCACGAUACUCUUUGAAGUCGCUAAAGCUGCGGCGCUUCACGGCUAGCUGGCCCGUUUGAAUGCCCCGCCCCCUUCCUGGUUUGAUCACUUAAGCUCCGCCCACUUAUACACGAGCAGUAUAAUAAUAAUGUUAUGUGGCUCUAUUAAAAGAAAACUGCACUUUUUUUACAUUUUAAACCAUCGUCUACAAUCCCGAUGAGGCAAGAAAACGUCUUUCACUUUAUUGUGAAUUCUAAAUAGUAAAAAGAAAACUGCUAUUUUUCUUUACUUAAAACUACUUAAAUUGUUUUAAUUUAGAUUAAAUUACACGUCUUUCACUUUAUUGUGCAUUCUAAAUAGUAAAAAACUGCUAUUUUUUUUAUUUAAAACUACUUACAUUUUUAAAAUUUAAAUUAGAUUAAAUUACACGUCUUUCACUUAUUGUGCAUUGUGAAUAGUAAAAAACUGCAUUUUUUUUAACUUAAAACUACUUUAAAAAAUUUUUAUUUAAAUUACACGCCUUUCACUUUAUUGUGCAUUCUAAAUAGUAAAAAUUUUUAAUUUUUUUAACUUAAAACUACAUUUAAAAAUUUAAAUUUAAAUUAAACUAAAUGUUUUUCACUUUAAUGUACAUUCUAAAUAGUAAAAAAACUGUUUUUUUUAACUUAAAAUUACUUCAAAAAUGUACAACUACAUUAACUUACAUGUUUUUUUUACUUGAAAUUACAUUAAAAAAUUGAAAUUAAAUUACACAUCUUUCACUUUAUUGUGCAUUCUGAAUAGUAAAAAACUAUAAAAAAAAUUUAACCUAAAAUUAUUUUUAAAAUGUUAAUUAAAUUAAAUUGCUUAUCUUUUACUUUAUUGUGCAUUUUAAAUAUUAAAAAACUGCAAAUGUUUUCAAAUACUUUGAAAAUUGCGUUUUUUUUACUUCAAACUAUCUAAAAAUGUAAAAUAAAAUUAAAUUACAUGUCUUUCACUUAAUGUGCAUUCUAAACAGUAAAAAACUGCUUUUUUUUUAACUUAAAAUUACUUGUGUACUCUAAAUAGUAAAAAAACUAUUAGUUUUUUUUAACCUAAAAAAAUUUAAUUACACAUCUUUUACUAUAUCGUGCAUUUUGAAUAGUAAAUACUGCUAUUUUUAAAACAUAAAAUUACUUUAAAAUUUUAAAUUUAAAUCAAAUUAAAAUAAAUUAAAUUACACCUUUCUCACUUUAUUCUGCAUGCUGAAUAGUUAAAAACUGCAACAAUGUUUGACUUAAAAUCACUUAAUUUUUUUUAAAUCAAAUUACAAAUUUUUUUGACUGUGCAUUCUAAACUGUAAAAAACUGUUGUUGUUUUUUAACUAUGAUUAUGUUAAAAAUUGUAAUUAAAAUAAAUUAAAUUACACAUCUGUAACUGUAAUGCCAUAAACUGCUAUAUUUUUUGUACUUACAAUUACUUUUGAAAAAUUUUAAAUUGAAUAAAUUGAAUUCAAUUACACAUUUUUCACUUAAAAAAUGUAAUUGAAAUGAAAUUAAGCUUUUUUAUUUUAUUUAUGCUUUGUUUUAAAAGGAAUUUAACUUCUCCACUUAUUGCCGCAAGCUAGGACUGCACACGUGAGAUACAUGAUUUAAAAACGUUUCAAAACUCAAAGGCAAUACGGAAGUUCACCUCUCGCUAGUAGCCUAUACCAAUAAAAAAAAGUAGUUCCUCAGUUAGCUCCUACCCUAACAAUGAUGCUACAUGGAAAUGGGGCAUUUUUGGAUGUUUUCAGGGUGAAACUACUUACUUCAAUUGUUAGCCACCUCUUACUAGCUGUUUUUUUACUACUCAAAAGCAUAUAAAAAGUGAAAGACAUGUGUUCCUGCCUCGCAUGAAGAUUGUGGGCAAAACUCCCAAACAAGUGAAGCACUAUUGCUAACAUAUGCUAGCCGUGACAAAGCAGCCUUAACCACUUCAAUAAUAUGAAUUAUUAACAUAUUUAUACACUUGUACAUACAUGCUUUUUUUUUUUUUUUACUCCAAUGUAACCAUUCAUCGUGUAUCAACUCUUUGUUCACAAUAAAGUUUGAUCUUAUUGAA